UCUGAAAAUUCUAUAGCGAGUAAACGAUCAUAAAUAUUGGGACAACUAUUGAGUCUUCAAUGAAUUCUUUAACAAGCUGUGGAUUUGGGUAAAGAGAUUCCUCGAUUUUUAAUCAAGGAUUACCAAAAUGGAAGCAAUCGCCAAACAUUUGUUUAAAGCGACCCAAGACGAUGAUCUGGGCUUCGAAAAAGGCAGCACCUUGAACGUACUUGAUAUGGAGCAAGAUAAAAACUGGUAUAAAGCGGAACAAAACGGUCGAGAAGGAUGGAUUCCGCGAACCUACAUCGAAAUGAAACCACACGAUUGGUUUAACGGAAAGAUCACAAGAAAGCAAGCCGAGGAAACUCUGCUUCAGCAUAGAAGUGAUGGUGCUUUUCUCGUUAGGGAAAGCGAAACAUCGCCAGGAGAUUUCUCUUUAUCAGUCUGUUUUCAAGGCCAAGUUCAGCAUUUUAAGAUUUUCCGUGAUGCAGACAGGAAAUAUUUUUUAUGGAACAAACGGUUUGAUUCAAUCAACCAAUUAAUUGACUUUCACAGGGACAACUCAGUCAGCAGAUCGCAAAACAUUAUGUUAAGGGACCCUAAUAGUGGGAAGAUGACAGUCCAGGCUCUGUUUGACUUCACAGCCAGUGAAGAGGGAGAGCUCAGUUUCCGAAGAGGAGACUGGAUCACGGUGAUGGAUGCAAGUAAUGAGAAUUGGUGGGAGGGAAAAGUUCAUGGUAACGUUGGCCUCUUUCCUUCGAAUUAUGUGACCAAGGGUUAAUUGUUCAUCUGGAAUUAGAAUGCUUUGGAUAUCUUAACACUAAUGUAUUUGUAUUCAGUUGGUCAACACAGCUUGUUAAGAAGUUUAAACUCAUUUUUAUUGAUGCUCUAUAGAUACAUAGAAAAAAUAGUGUAAAUAACACAUAAAUACAUGUAAAUACAUGUCAAGGAAACCAAAAGCUACUGCCUGUGUUCUCAGUAAAAAUGAGAGAGGUGUAAUUUUGAUAAGAAAUUAGUAUAAAAGGCAGUAUAAAAUUACAGCCACUGUUAUAUAGAGAACGGCCAAUGGCAAUGUCCUUGAGUGUAUAGUUCUUUCGAAGGUCCAUUGUGGAAACAUUAUGCAACAUAAUUGCACCUUUGUGGAAAAAACUGGGCUUCCUGUGUUGAAUUUAAUGACCAAUAAGGCUUGUGUAAUUUGUAUACUUAUGAUGGUAACUGUCUAAUUUUUGUCAUUACUUUUAUUAUAGCAGGAAAGUAGUUUAAGAGUUGUAUAUAGUAUUUUCUCAAAAUUGAGAGUUUUUCAGUAAAAGCAAUCCUAAAUAGUCGUAAACAAGGUUAUACCAUAUUCACUAAGAAAGAAAGUGUAUGAUGUGGAUAUUAUUUCAUUGGAGAAAGCACCACUUUUAAAAAUAAUUUCAAGGACUUAUUCGCAAGAAUUUAAUAAACUCUGUUUAUCUACUA
This is a messenger RNA of Exaiptasia diaphana, 1440 nucleotides long. RefSeq names its product growth factor receptor-bound protein 2. NCBI's taxonomy places the organism in Eukaryota, Metazoa, Cnidaria, Anthozoa, Actiniaria, Aiptasiidae. The transcript is spliced from 6 exons. Gene Ontology annotation, molecular function: protein binding. The record is from RefSeq and is a predicted model, not a curated record. The coding region runs from base 128 to 760 and encodes 210 amino acids.